This is a messenger RNA of Petromyzon marinus (sea lamprey), 2061 nucleotides long. RefSeq names its product LIM/homeobox protein Lhx3-like. Gene Ontology annotation, cellular component: nucleus. Gene Ontology annotation, molecular function: RNA polymerase II transcription regulatory region sequence-specific DNA binding; zinc ion binding; DNA-binding transcription factor activity, RNA polymerase II-specific. Gene Ontology annotation, biological process: regulation of transcription by RNA polymerase II; neuron differentiation. The record is from RefSeq and is a predicted model, not a curated record. NCBI's taxonomy places the organism in Eukaryota, Metazoa, Chordata, Hyperoartia, Petromyzontiformes, Petromyzontidae.
UAUCACCACCGCCGCCGCCGCCACCACCACCACCACCACCCUCUGUCGCUCUUCCGCGCGUCUCUCCGCGUCCGCACGCACGGACAGAAGCCGCACGGGCCGCCCGAACAACAUCACCGGCCGUGCCGGUAAGGAGAGAGAAAGAGAGUUCAUUAACAAUUUACUCUCGAGGUGCGGCACAACGUAAGGCUGCUGCUGCUGCUGCUGAACCAACAACAACAACUGCUGUUGUUGCUGCUGCCGCCCGCUGCUGAGGUUUCAUUUUUAUAUUUUCUGGAGGAGGAGCAGGAGAAAGUAAGUGGAAGAAGGUGGUGGAAAGGAGUGGAGAGUUUUUAAAUAAUAAUAAAAUAACAACCUACAGAGAGGACGAGCGAGAGAGUGGGAAGAGGAGAGAGAAAGACGGGGAGGGAGAGAGAGAGGCGAGGGAACGAGACGGAGGGGAAGAGACGGAGGGGAAGAGACGGGGAUCGUCCACGCCAGAGUGGGGAAGAGAACAGAAGGGAGCCGAGACGGGGUUGGGGGGGAGAGAGGCGAGACGGAGAGGAGAGCGGGCGAAGAGACGAGUCGACGUUAGCGCGCUGGAGCGGUGGCGUCGACUCAACGCGACUCGACCCGGCUAUGGAAACGUUGCAGGAGACGCGGACAGACGUCGAGGCCGCUGCCGCAGCGAACCCGGCCGUGUUCCUGGCGCUCCUCGCCCAGAACCAGGAGUUCCGCAAAGAGAUCCCUCAGUGUGCCGGCUGCAAUCAGCACAUCCUCGACCGCUUCAUACUCAAGGUGCUGGACCGCGCCUGGCACAGCAAGUGUCUCAAGUGCUGCGACUGCCAGGCGCAGAUGAGUGACAAGUGUUUCUACCGGGAUGGCAGCGUCUACUGCAAGGAGGACUUCUUCAGGAGGUUCGGCACGAAGUGCGCGGCCUGCGGCCAGGGCAUCCCGCCCUCGCAGGUGGUGCGCCGCGCACAGGACUUCGUGUACCACGUGGCGUGCUUCGCCUGCAUCGUCUGCACGCGGCAGCUCGCCACGGGCGACCAGUUCUACCUGCUGGACGACGGCAGGCUCGUGUGCAAGGACGACUACGAGGAUGCCAAGCGGCGAGAGGCGGAGAUGGACAACGGCUCCAAGAGGCCGCGCACCACCAUCACGGCCAAGCAGCUCGAGACGUUGAAGAGCGCCUACAACAACUCCCCCAAGCCGGCUCGCCACGUGCGCGAGCAGCUCUCCUCCGAGACGGGGCUCGACAUGAGGGUCGUGCAGGUGUGGUUCCAGAACAGGCGCGCUAAGGAGAAGCGCCUCAAGAAGGACGCCGGCCGUCAGCGCUGGGGCCAGUACUUCCGCGCCAGCAAGCGGGCCAAGGGCUCGGGCUCGGGGGCCAAGGACGUCGGAGGGGCGACGGACGCGGCGAGUAACGGCGACAUGUCCUUCCGCGAAGACCAGAGUCUGUCGGAGAUGAGCCACACCAACGGCGGACUCUACGGCGAGGUGGACGAGGCUGGCGGCGGCGGCGGCGGCGGCGGCCCCGGCCACUGCGGCAUCGGCGCCGCCCACCUGGCCGACCCCUUCCUGGUGCAGCAGCAGCAGCAGCAGGAGGGUGGCUCGGCCCACCCGCACUUCCCUGAACUCCGCGCCGCCGCCGCCGCCAGCCCCUUCUCCGUGGUGCACUCGCCCUCCGUGGCGCUGCCGGGGCUCGCCGGGGCGGCGAGGCAGCCCAUGCUCGCGCCGCCGCCGCUCGGGUACCACGAGGUGGGGCCGAUGCCCGGCGGGCUGCAGGUGGGCGGAGGAGGCGGUGGUGCGGGGGCAGGAGGAGGAGGAGGAGGUGGGGCGACUGGGGGGGGAGGAGGAGGGGGCCAGGGACUCGCGCAGCCGCCCGGCGUGCGGAUGCUCGGCACCGCGCAGGGUCCCAGCUCGGACCUCUCGACGGGAAGCAGCGCCGGGUAUCCCGACUUCCCCACCAGCCCCGCGUCGUGGCUCGACGACAUGGACCCGGCGCAGUUUUAGUGUGUGUGUGUGGGCAAGGGUUGGUGAGAGUGUGUGUGUGUGUGGGCAAGGGUUGGUGAGAGAGUG